AUGGGCUCGGAGAAUCUUGGGAAAGAGAAGGUGAACGUGUUGGAGCACCUGUCCCAGCUGGCCGUCAACACCACUAAUGUAUCCUUAUCUGUGGGGACCCAGAAUUGUCCGACUCUUCACAUUGGCCUGUACGCCACACUGGCAAUGCCCACACACCAGGCAUUUGGACCAAGGUUUGUAGAUGAGUUCAGUGUGCUGAUGGAGCUGCGUAGUGUUCAGCAGGAGGAGAGUAGCCUGGUCACCGUGCUCAGUCCCUACAGCCACAUCCAGCUGCAGCUCCGUCUCAGCCCACACACGGUCACCUUCGUCUCCACUCACCACAGACAUUACGAGUUCCCAGUAGGUAUGCUGCCUGACGGCCAGUGGCACCAGGUCUCUGUAGGUGUGUCCUCCAGCUGGCUGGCCCUCUAUGUGGACUGUGAGCUGGUGGAGAGGGUGAACUGGACCUACCCUGGACAGGACAUUACCACUGAUGGUCUGCUGAUGCUGGGGGGCAUCAUAGAGGGCUUUGAGACUCCAUUUGAGGGUGCUCUGAGACAGAUGACCUUUGUGAUGGGUGACCCCGACGCAGCCAGACACCAAUGUAACCUCCACCUCCCUAUGUGUGAUGGAACGGCACCCAAAGCUCCACGGUCCCCAAGAACACCCCACACACACCAGGAUGCCGAGUUGUCCUCUGGUGACCUGCUAGAUGACUUGACAAACAGUAAAGGGAGUUCCAGAGAGAAUUCCACAGAUAAAGGGGAUGCUGUCAUGGAUCCCUCCCUCCCAGAAGGCAAGUCUCCUAUCUCCCAGCACGCAGCCACCCUACAACAACUAGGGAAUGGGUUUGUGGGAGUUGAUGAGGCAGACCCCUCUAUCUUCACCCUACAUCACACGGAUACAGGUACCCGUGGCAGCAAUUCCCCCUAUACAGUCACUGCCUUGGAUGAGAACAUCACCACAGAUGCAGAAGACAGACCACAACAUGACAUCAUCGACCUGGACUCCACCGGCCCCUCCCCCAGUUUCCGAAGGAAAGGCUCUGACCAGAAGAGCCCAUCCCAGUCUGGUCACCCUGACCCCAGUGUGCUCUUGGAGGAGAACCUGUUGCCUCCUGCGGGGUCAGCAGUGGAGCAGGGAAGGAUUAGUAGUGGCUCUCUCACACAGAAGGGCCAGGGGAACAGUGAGGGAGUCGGACAGGCUGGUUCUGAUCACACAGGCUUGCUGACAGUGGCACCCAGUGAGGGUGAUGUCAUAGUCGGAUCUGACAACAAGAUUUACAGGCUCCUGAGUGGCCCUCCAGGGCCAGUUGGCCCUCCAGGAGAACAAGGAUGUGCUGGCAAAGAAGGCUAUAUUGGGUUCAAGGGAGACAUGGGAUCUCAGGGUGUCAGAGGGCAGGAGGGCAGGAGAGGUGAGACAGGCCUCCCAGGUCCUCCAGGCCUACCCACCCUCUACCUGUGGAGGAACUCCCAGGAGGAUUGGACUGACUUCAGGGCUGGCCUGGCAUUCCUGGAGAUCCUGGACACAGACAAAUGCCAGGACACAGGGGAAACAUGGGUUACCCUGGGCCGAAGGGUGUGUCAGGUCGAGGAGGGACCUGGGGCAGAGAUGGUCAGCAUGGCCUGGAUGGACAGCCAGGGCCACCGGGAUUGCCUGGGCUUCAGGGUUCUAAAGGAGAGCCAGGGGAACCAGGUUCUGUUGGCCCACUUGUGA
Molecule: messenger RNA, 1695 nt
Organism: Oncorhynchus kisutch (coho salmon)
Lineage: Eukaryota; Metazoa; Chordata; Actinopteri; Salmoniformes; Salmonidae
Product: collagen alpha-1(XI) chain
Exons: 13
Coding region: 1-1695 (564 amino acids)
Source: RefSeq, a predicted model, not a curated record